GGACGUGGCUCUCAGGACCAUCAUGCGGGUCAUGUGGUUUGCAGGAGGCUUCCAUUGGAUGACGGUGAAGGGGCGCCAGGCGUUACCGUCCGAAGCCCCUAUCCUAACGCUGGCACCCCACUCCUCCUACUUCGAUGCGAUCCCCGUCACCAUGUCCAUGUCCUCCAUCGUCAUGAAGGCAGAGAGCAAGGAUAUCCCUGUCUGGGGCACCCUGAUCAAGUACAUCAGACCAGUGUUUGUCUCCAGGUCAGACCAGGACUCCCGUAAGAAGACUGUUGAGGAGAUCAAACGCAGAGCCCAGUCUGGAGGAGAAUGGCCUCAGAUAAUGAUUUUCCCAGAGGGAACGUGUACCAACAGGUCGUGUCUCAUCACCUACAAACCAGGUAUGGUAGAUAGUACCGUGAGGAGGAGACAGGAAAGGUAGGAGAGUCAGUAGGACAUGUUCUGAUCUAACCAGGUAUGUUAGAUAGUACUGUGAGGAGGAGACAGGAAAGGUAGGAGAGUCAGUAGGACAUGUUCUGAUCUAACCAGGUCUGUUAGAUAGUAUCGUGAGGAGGAGACAGGAAAGGUAGGA
Molecule: messenger RNA, 574 nt
Organism: Oncorhynchus keta (chum salmon)
Lineage: Eukaryota; Metazoa; Chordata; Actinopteri; Salmoniformes; Salmonidae
Product: lysophosphatidylcholine acyltransferase 1-like
Exons: 3
Coding region: 23-424 (133 amino acids)
Source: RefSeq, a predicted model, not a curated record